Molecule: messenger RNA, 1826 nt
Organism: Jatropha curcas
Lineage: Eukaryota; Viridiplantae; Streptophyta; Magnoliopsida; Malpighiales; Euphorbiaceae
Molecular function (GO): lipid binding
Source: RefSeq, a predicted model, not a curated record
ACCACUGCCACGUCAUGUUAUCGUAAUAUUGAAAUCAACCGCCAUCGCUUAUUACUCUCUCUAAAUUCUGUUUUUGUUCUGCCCUUUCGAUCUGUCAGACAGAAAACUCUCAAUCCAUAAUUUUAUCCAUGUAAGAGCUGUAAUAUCUGAACAAGAAGUAGAUAAUAAGGCUAAUUUUCCCGGGAAGUCUUAAUUUUCCAGGAAAGUUAGGGAAGUGCUUUUGGAAAUGGACGACACGAUCUUCGAUCUGAUGGAGUUCUGGAAGAAACCAUCGGUUAUCGAAACAUUUGUCGACAUUUUGCUUUGUGCAGUGCCUAUAUGGCUUGCCGUCAUGAUCGGGCUCGUGAUCGGUUGGUCUUGGCGGCCUAGGUGGACGGGUUUGAUUUUUUUAGGGCUCCGGAGCAAGUUCAGGUUUUUGUGGACGGCGCCACCGGGGUUUGGAGCUCGUCGUCUCUGGCUGGCUUUCACAGCUCUCUCAGCUUUCUCGGUUUGCCGCACCAUUUGGUCGAAUUUCAAGGGUAAGAAUGGAAAAUCAGCGGCUAUGGCAACGUCUCUGGCUUCAACGUCGGCAGCCUCGGCUAUAAACUCUGAGGCGGAAAGCAGUGAUUCUAUUAGCUCCCCUAGGGAACCUCAGGAGGGGGAGGAAAUUGUCACAGAGAGGGAUUUGGAACACCUACUGCAUCUUUUUGAAGGAAAGGAUGGACAAAUGGAAUGGCAAUCUAUGAUGGAAAGAUCUACCUCAAAUAUGGCAUACCAAGCCUGGCGCCAUGAUCCUCAGACAGGUCCCACCAUGUACCGUAGUAGAACUGUGUUUGAGGAUGCAACUCCAGAAUUGGUAAGAGAUUUCUUCUGGGAUGAUGAGUUUCGACUGAAAUGGGAUGCCAUGCUUGCAUACUUCAAAAUAUUGGAGGAAUUCCCUCAUACAGGAACAAUGAUUGUUCAUUGGAUAAAGAAGUUCCCAUUUUUCUGCAGUGACCGAGAAUAUAUCAUUGGUAGAAGAAUAUGGGAGGCUGACAAGACAUAUUAUUGUGUGACAAAGGGGGUGCCAUAUCCAGCCCUGCCCAAGCGUGACAAGCCAAGACGUGUGGAGCACUACUUCUCAAGUUGGGUUAUCAGGACUGUGGAAUCGUGCAAAGGAGAUGGGCAAAUGUCUGCCUGUGAAGUAACCCUUUUACAUUAUGAGGACAUGGGGAUCCCAAAAGAUGUGGCCAAAUUGGGAUUACGUCACGGCAUGUGGGGAACCGUCAAGAAAUUGCAUUCUGGCAUGAGAGCUUAUCAGAAUGCUAGGAAAUCAGAUGCACCAUUGUCUAGAAGUGCACUCAUGGCAAGAAUCACAACAAAAAUUUCUUUUAAUGAAAGCAUGGAUUCUUCAGAGCCAGUUACUGGUGAAGAGGAUAAAGGUCAAGUAGUAGGCAUCCAAAGACAGAAGGAUUGUGGCCUUGAUUGGAAAUGGAUAGUUAUAGGAGGAACAGUAGCACUAGUGUGUGGACUUCAUUCUGGUGCAAUUGGGAAGUCCUUAUUGCUUGGAGCCGGGCAAAGAAUUGCGCGAAGAUGAGAGUUUUCUUGUUAAGGCAUUUUAGCCCUAUCUAAUUUUGAAGGAUAUAUAAAAUUUUAUGAACUUGUUGAGGUAUCAGAUAUAUCAUAUUUUUAAGAUUAAUGAUGUGUUAUUGAAAUUCCUAUGUUGGCAAAUGAUCGUAAGGCAUUUCUCAUUUGUAUUUGCCCUCAGAUUUUCACUCCAGUUUAUAGAAUCUGCAGGACAUUUCAGGAAUCUUCAGUUUUUGUUACCCAUAUGUGUUAUUGGUCUGAAUUGCAUUGCCUUCAAUACA